UAUCAGGUGAAACGAAACAGUGGGGAGCGGAGCCGAAAGUUUCUUAAAUUUAUAGUUUAAUUUGGAUAUUUCAUAAGAAAGAGUGCUGACUCAACCAAAUUCAAAGACGACACCACAGCAAUGACGGGAAUUAUUUCGAUAUUAACAAGGCAAUUGCAGCGAAAUGCGCAAAAUGUGGGUCUUAAGGCGGUGCGAAAUCACGAAUUGAAACUCAGUGCUCGUCAGUAUUCUCAGCUGGCUGCUGUAGCAGCGCAGCAGCAACAACAGCUGUUGCACCGGGGGAACAAUGGAACUCUGCUGUGCCUAGAAGUGCCACGCGCUCUGGGCUGGCAAAGUUUUCACACCAGCAACUGCCUUAGGUCAGAAAAGGUUGUAACAGUGCCGCCUUUUGCAGAUUCCAUCUCCGAGGGCGAUAUUAAAUUCACCUGCAAGGUUGGCGACUCCUUUGGUGCUGACGAUGCCGUCAUGGAGAUUGAAACGGACAAGACCACGGUAGCGGUGCCAGCGCCUUUUGCCGGCACAGUUACGGAAAUUCUUGUUAGUGACGGUGAUACGGUCAAGUCAGGACAGCAGCUGUUCAAAAUGAAGCCUGGUGCAGCGCCAGCCAAGGCUGCAGGUGCUCCAGCUGCAGCGCCCGCUCCAGCGGCACCUAAGCCGGCAGCGGCUGCACCCAAACCUGCGGCAGCUGCACCCCCACCACCGCCAGCCGCCGCUAAAGCUCCUCCACCACCACCACCACCAGCUGGUGCGCGUCCACCACCACCGGCACCACGUCCUGCUGCGCAACGUAUUGCACCAUCGCCGGCUGUGGCUCAGGUUAAGGUUCCUCCCGCAGACGGCACUCGUCAGAUAUUGGGCACACGUUCUGAGCAACGCGUCAAGAUGAACCGCAUGCGUCAAAAGAUUGCGGCUCGCUUGAAGGAUGCACAGAACACGUGCGCUAUGCUGACCACUUUCAACGAAAUCGACAUGAGCUACGCGAUGGCCUUCCGUAAGGAGCAUUUGGAUGCGUUCGUUAAGAAGUACGGCAUCAAGCUUGGCUUCAUGUCCAUUUUCUCGAAGGCUAGUGCCUAUGCGCUGCAGGAUCAGCCCGUGGUCAAUGCCGUCAUCGAUGGCCAGGACAUGGUCUACCGCGACUAUGUGGAUAUCUCAGUGGCUGUAGCUACACCUCGUGGCCUCGUUGUGCCUGUCAUACGCAAUGUGGAGGGCAUGAACUAUGCGGAUAUUGAGAUUGCAUUGGCCGGACUCGCUGACAAAGCCAAGCGUGAUGCAAUCACCGUAGAGGACAUGGAUGGUGGCACCUUUACCAUCAGCAAUGGCGGCGUUUUCGGCUCCCUGAUGGGCACACCCAUUAUAAAUCCACCACAAAGCGCCAUUCUGGGCAUGCACGGCAUCUUUGAACGCCCGAUUGCAGUCAAGGGCGAGGUGAAAAUACGCCCCAUGAUGUACGUUGCGUUGACAUACGAUCACCGAAUCAUUGAUGGCCGUGAGGCGGUCAUGUUCUUGCGCAAGGUGAAGGCUGCUGUAGAGAAUCCUUCUAUCAUUGUUGCCGGCCUGUAAGGCUAACAAUGUAGAUACAUCAUUUUUGCUGCGUCCACGUUGAUAUUAGUUUAAUUUGACCACUUCCCAGAAAAUUAAUGCAGAGCCAAAAUUUAUUGUGAAAACCAGUCAACUUAUUAUUUAAAUUACGCGCGUGUCACAGAAACCGUUUUAAAAUAUUAGUAUUUAAAUUAGUAAGACGAAACUUAA
Messenger RNA from Drosophila busckii, 1749 nucleotides. Its product is annotated as dihydrolipoyllysine-residue succinyltransferase component of 2-oxoglutarate dehydrogenase complex, mitochondrial. Gene Ontology annotation, molecular function: dihydrolipoyllysine-residue succinyltransferase activity. Gene Ontology annotation, biological process: tricarboxylic acid cycle. The record is from RefSeq and is a predicted model, not a curated record. Gene Ontology annotation, cellular component: oxoglutarate dehydrogenase complex. NCBI's taxonomy places the organism in Eukaryota, Metazoa, Arthropoda, Insecta, Diptera, Drosophilidae. The transcript has 7 exons. Bases 121 to 1560 code for a protein of 479 amino acids.